AGAGAGAGAGAGAGAGAGAGAGAGAGAGAGUAAAUGUACAGGAAACUGCUUGGAAGGACUCCCACAAUCCAAAUGUUCCCUACCGACCAAUCAAAGAGUAAUUUUCCAAUAACUCUUCUUUUUAUAACCCGGUCAUCAUUCUCGCUGGUCCGCUUCCACGAAAGUCCCUAAUUCUAAGCCAAGUUCACACUGCAGUCUGCAGGUUGCUGUGCUGCGUUCUAAGCCAAGUGCAAGCCUUUGAUAUCUAUCUAUAUAAACUUGUUCCUAUCAGUCCAUAUUUCCCAUACCAGCGUUGCCUACACCACUAUCUAUUCAUCUUACUAGAGCUAGCUUUAAGUUCCUUGCCAUAGAGCAUUCUUCUUACAGAAAGUAAGAUCUCAUAAAGCUCUGAUAACUCUCUUUCCAGGUUUCCAUUUUCCUUGUACUGUAACUUCCUUUGUAACUUUUCCACAAAAAAGCUUGUUACUAAGUUUCCAAUGGCUUCCACUAGCGCUGAAACACCCUCUUUACCUGGUUCGAACUACGAUGUUUUUCUCAGUUUUCGGGGUGAGGACACCCGCCAUAGCUUUACAGACCAUUUAUACGAGGCAUUUAGAUUGAGAGGCAUUGAAGCCUUUAGAGACAGCGAAAAUCUCCAACUAGGACAAGAGAUUGCUUCUGAGCUCAUACAAGCAAUAGAAAAGUCCUACUAUGCAAUCGUUGUUUUCUCAGAAAAAUAUGCCGAUUCCAAGUGGUGCUUGGAUGAACUUGCUAAAAUUGUUGAAUGCAAAAAAAAUAAGAGACUUGAAGUGGUGCCCGUCUUUUACCACGUAGAUCCCUCCGACGUGCGGAAGCAGACUGGGCCAUUUGAAAAAGCCUUUGACGAACAUCAGAAGAAUGACAAAAUCGACAGAGAGAAGAUCCAGAAAUGGAAGGAUGCUAUGAGAGAAGUGGGGAAUUUAUCCGGCGAGCAUUUACUGCCACAUCAAAGGAAGGGUCACACUUAUAUGGGUUCAUCAAUGAAUAUGGAGAUUUAUCAAGUAUUGACUUUUUUUUUUUUUUUUUUCCUUUUUUGAGAAGAAGACAAAUGAAGUUCAUUAAUCAAACAAGGCUAAAUUGCCUAAAGUACAUGAGUAAUGUCUUGUGGCACAUCUUCCAUCUAGAGCAAGAAAGUAGGACUUACAUGUUGGGUUUAUAGAAACCUCAAAAGGAGGAAUGAGUGUUAUUUAUAUAAAUGUUGUUGGGACGAGCGUCAUCUCAAUAAAUCUCAAGGAAUGUUGGUUUAA
This is a messenger RNA of Quercus robur (English oak), 1265 nucleotides long. Its product is annotated as TMV resistance protein N-like. The record is from RefSeq and is a predicted model, not a curated record. The transcript has 2 exons. Gene Ontology annotation, biological process: defense response; signal transduction. Lineage: Eukaryota; Viridiplantae; Streptophyta; Magnoliopsida; Fagales; Fagaceae. Bases 477 to 1055 code for a protein of 192 amino acids.